UCUACUUGCCCCUCUUUGACAAAACUCUCUCUACUAUCAUUUCAUCUUCAAGAUUUCUCUCCUUCGUUAGGUAGUUGAAACAGUAACCUAAACCUCGCCACCGCCGGAAAAAAUCGAUGGAGCCUUCCCUGAGACCAAACCAAUCUUCGAUUCUAAGCGAAAUCGAACGUAUGCCAGAAGCGCCACGUCAGCGUAUCUCACAUCACCGUCGAGCUCGCUCCGACACUUUCUUCUCCGGCGAAUCAAUCGACGAUCUCCUCCUUUUCGAUCCUUCCGAUGUAGAUUUCUCUUCCCUCGACUUCCUCAACGCCCCAACACCGCAACCACCGCAACAACCACAACCGUCUCCGAUGUCCGUCGAUUCUCCUCCGGAAGAAACCUCAUCCAACGGUGCUCCUCCGAUUCCUCUUCCCCCUGGCCGUCACGUUCGCAGCUUCUCGGUCGAUUCCGAGUCCGAUUUCUUCGACGAUCUAGCCGCGGAGGAUAAUCAUCAAUUCGCCGGGAAAUCAUCCUCGUCAUCAUCCUUAGCUAAGAGAGGUCAUCAUCGGAGUAAUUCGAUGGACGGAGCUACGAGUUCGGGUUCGUUUAACAUGCAAUCGAUUCUCGCCGCCGUGAGUUGCAAAGACGGUGGUGCUAAGAAGAGUAUGGGAAUGGCUAGUGAUCGACUUGCUGAGCUUGCUUUGCUUGAUCCCAAAAGAGCUAAACGGAUUUUAGCGAAUAGACAAUCUGCGGCGAGGUCGAAAGAGAGGAAGAUUAGGUAUACUGGUGAGCUGGAGAGGAAAGUACAGACACUUCAGAACGAAGCAACUACACUGUCUGCUCAAGUCACUAUGUUGCAGAGAGGAACCUCAGAGCUCAACACUGAAAAUAAACACCUCAAAAUGCGGCUACAAGCUUUAGAGCAACAAGCUGAACUUAGGGAUGCUUUGAAUGAAGCGCUGCGGGAAGAACUUAACCGACUCAAGAUAGCCGCUGGAGAAAUUCCUCAGGGGAACGGGAAUUCAUACAACCGUGCUCAAUUCUCAUCUCAGCAAUCGACAAUGAAUCAGUUCGUGAACAACAAGAAUCAACAGAUGAGCACAAACGGGCAGCCAUCACGCCCAAGCUUUAUGGAUUUCACCAAGAGAGGCUAGAGUUCGUAAUAGAUAAUAUUCAUUUCAGGCUGCAAUAUUGGAUGUAUGUAUGUAUGUAUGUAAUAUGGCUUUUAUGUUAACUUGAUUAUAAUACUCUAGAAGAAAUCUUUGUGGUAA
Messenger RNA from Eutrema salsugineum, 1250 nucleotides. Its product is annotated as transcription factor VIP1. Gene Ontology annotation, cellular component: nucleus. The record is from RefSeq and is a predicted model, not a curated record. The coding region runs from base 117 to 1133 and encodes 338 amino acids. Gene Ontology annotation, biological process: regulation of DNA-templated transcription. Lineage: Eukaryota; Viridiplantae; Streptophyta; Magnoliopsida; Brassicales; Brassicaceae. Gene Ontology annotation, molecular function: DNA-binding transcription factor activity. The transcript has 4 exons.